AUGGCAAGGAGUAUUGAAGAGAGGCCGCAAGCGGCUGAGAGCUCGAAAGAGAAGGAGAUGCUAGCGCCGGAUGACGGUGCCGCUUCUAAAAAGGGACGGGGGCUACUGUCGGUUCCGUCGAGGUCAUCCUCGCAAAGAGUACAGCCCUCGCCGACAGCGACGGGAUUAAGCGGUGCGACAGCCGGCGAUUCGAGAGACAGCAUCGGCGGGCGUUCCAAGGAAUCAAGAGGCAGACCGACAGCGACACCGGGCCACUCGGAGCCCAACUCGCCAGCGACUGCUUCCCACAAGAAGAAGAAGGGCGGCCUCCUUGCCCUCUUUGGAUGCUGCGGCGUGCCGGAUAGCGCUAACGGCCUCGACACCGAACCCCCCAUUCCGAACCACAAGCUCGAAAAGAUACCCGCACGGCCAGCUACCGCUAGCCGCAGGACCGCCACGCCGUCGGAGCAACCCUCGGGCAGCAAAACCCACCUGUCCGAGAAAGAAGCCAUCCAGCAGGCUCCUCCCCUAUCCCAAGGUUCGGUGCGAAACGGAAAGCGGGUCUCGGGCACCAGCACCCAGGACCAGUCCACCGUUGGAGGCGAGCGGGAUAACGAGUCGAAGCAGACAACGCUUGUUGGUCCAGGUUCAAGCAAUCCAGUCAUCUCAGUGGAACCACCACACGCGGCCAGCGCGGACACGGAGAAUGUGGAAGAGGUCUCACCCGAGAAGGAUGCCGAGGGCGACGUGCCAAUGCCAGAUGCCGAGGCCGCGCGGCAGCUGGUCGCCCAAGCGGCCGCAAGCACCGCAGAGGAACCACUCCCAAGGGUCCCUCCCCCACCUCCAGGACCGGUGCCGGCAGUCCCUACUGCACCUCCACACACAUUAAUCGAAAGUCCACCAGUCUUUGCUCCUGACCAACCUCAAAGAUUCCUCCUGCCACCCCAGGCGCCCGAGCAUAAAGGCCGGAAAUGCCUUGUCCUUGAUCUAGACGAAACAUUGGUCCACAGCUCUUUCAAGAUUCUUCAUCAGGCCGACUUCACUAUACCGGUGGAAAUUGAGGGUAACUACCACAAUGUCUACGUCAUCAAGCGGCCGGGCGUGGACCAAUUUAUGAAGAGAGUUGGCGAGCUCUACGAGGUUGUCGUCUUCACUGCAUCGGUGUCCAAGUAUGGCGACCCGCUCCUCGAUCAGCUGGACAUCCACAAGGUUGUCCAUCACCGUCUGUUUCGCGAGAGCUGCUACAACCACCAGGGCAACUACGUGAAGGAUUUGUCGCAGGUCGGUCGCGACCUGAAGGAUACCAUCAUCAUCGACAACUCGCCGACGUCGUACAUUUUCCACCCUCAACACGCGGUUCCCAUCAGCAGUUGGUUUUCGGAUGCCCACGAUAACGAGCUGCUGGACCUCAUCCCCGUUCUCGAAGACCUGGCUGGCCCUAACGUGCGGGACGUCAGCCUGGUUCUGGAUGUCACUCUUUAA
Parathielavia appendiculata is the source of this 1461-nucleotide messenger RNA. RefSeq names its product NIF-domain-containing protein. Gene Ontology annotation, cellular component: plasma membrane. The transcript has 4 exons. NCBI's taxonomy places the organism in Eukaryota, Fungi, Ascomycota, Sordariomycetes, Sordariales, Chaetomiaceae. Bases 1 to 1461 code for a protein of 486 amino acids. Gene Ontology annotation, molecular function: phosphoprotein phosphatase activity. The record is from RefSeq and is a predicted model, not a curated record.